UCCAUACAGCACCUGCACAGGCUGGAGCCCAAAGCACCUGCUUGGUGUGGGAGAGAAUCUUUCCAGGAAAUGGGUAUAAUGGGAAAAUGCAUUCCAAUGCACCCUAUCGACCCUCUGAAGGCACCAGCACCAUCAGCAUGGCUGUGGUCCUCGGGGACCUCCUUCUUUACUUACUGUAACCCAAUUGAUUUUACUGGGCACUCAUUCCCUGGUCUAUUUUAAGGUUUAGAUUUUAAGGAUCAUAAGUAAGAACAUAAAGCACUGUCAAGUAUUUCUGGAGUUUAUGACUGAGCUGGAAAGGGAACUCAAGAUCCUUUUAGCAAUUUACUCAGCUAGCAUUUUUAAAAAUCUGUUUGUCUGAAGGGGCAGAAAGAAAAUCAGGAGGGCAGCAACUGUAAUAAUCACUGAAUUUGCUUCUGGAUUUUUUCCCCUCUAUCUUCCAAAACCAAGUGUUACUGCCAAAGUUAAUCCUGAUUUCCUCUCAGAAACUGUCCACUGUCUCUUCCGUGGGCAGUGCUGAAAUAUAAUGCAAAUGUGAGCAGUUAAAAUACCUGAAGAAAACAAAAUCAGAUUGGUGUAGUAACUCAGUGACGUUUUCCCCCCGCCCUUCCUUACAAAGCACUGCUAUUUUACAGCAGUAGAAAUCCUUUCGGAGUUUUGUAGCUGACUCAGAGCUGCAAGAAGAAGUAAAGAAGAAAAAGAGAGAGAUUACUUUUCAAAAACACGAGCAGUUUCUUGCAGACAAGAUGACAUUUAUUGGCAUAUUUUUCUUCUGUAUGCUGAUGGACAUGCUAACAGAUGCCCGAUCCAUCCAGGAUGGAGAUGAUCUCUACGGGGAAGCUGCAGCCUUGCCCUACUGGCCCUUCUCAUCCAAUGAUUUCUGGUCCUAUGUGGAAUAUUUCCGGACCGUAGGAGCCUACAACAGGAUCAAUGACAUGGCCAGAGCCUUCUUUGCCCAGUUCCCUUUUGGGAGCCACCUUGGCUACCAUGUGCGUGACCACGAGCACUGAGUGCCUCCCUCAGCCUUGCCACAGCUGCUGCCCAGGUGUUUGGGUGAGCACCUGCCUGCCACUGAACACACCUGGGCUGCCUUCACCUGCUCUGUGACACCAUGGUCAUGUGCAGCAUUUUAUGGCUUCAGGACUCUCUUUUUUACCAUUUCUUGUAAAGGUGUUUGAGUGAACACCUGACUGCCAGCAAACUCUGUGCCUCAGCCACUAAGUGACACUGUAGCCACAUGCAGCAUCUCAGGCUUUGAAUUAAUCCUUUUUACAAUUUAUGCUUCUGUGUGAUACAAUAAACUUGUUCAUUCUGCUGCA
This is a messenger RNA of Taeniopygia guttata (zebra finch), 1319 nucleotides long. RefSeq names its product otospiralin (gene OTOS). The record is from RefSeq and is a predicted model, not a curated record. Gene Ontology annotation, biological process: sensory perception of sound. Lineage: Eukaryota; Metazoa; Chordata; Aves; Passeriformes; Estrildidae.